AUGCUGGAGGGCCUGGUGGCCGGCGUGCCCAACCUGCUGCUCCUGGACGGCCUGCCGGACGUGAAGGUGGUGUACGACGGCGAGAGGGACCCCAGCAAGGUGGCCCUGAUCUCCGGCGGGGGCAGCGGCCACGAGCCUGCCCACGCGGGCUACGUGGGGCGGGGGAUGCUGACCGCGGCGGUGUGCGGCGACGUGUUCACGUCGCCGCCGUCGGAGGCCGUGCUGGCGGCCAUUCGGACGGUGUGCGGGCCUGCGGGAUGCCUGCUGAUCGUCAAGCGAUACACGGGGGACUUGCUGCAUUUUGGCCUGGCUGCAGAACAGGCAAAAGCGGAGGGCUUCCGCGUGGAGAUGGUUGUGGUUGGGGACGACUGCGCCCUUCGGGCCGACGGCAUUGCCGGGCGGCGUGGACUGGCAGGGACGAUCUUUGUGCACAAAGUUGCGGGCGCACUGGCGGACCAGGGCAGGGACCUCGAUGCUGUGACUGUGGCAGCAAGGAAAGUGGCCCAGAACAUUGGGACCAUGGGCGUGGCGAUGGAUGUGUGCACCCUCCCUGGUGCCAGCCCCUCAGAUCGCCUGGGGCCUGACGAGAUCGAGCUGGGCCUUGGGAUCCAUGGGGAGCCUGGGGCCCGGAAGGCGGCUUACCACCCAGCCGACGCAGUUGUGCAAAGCAUGCUGCAGCACAUCCUGCAAUCUGAGUCAGCUUACCUGCCUGUGGAAGAGGGCGAGGUGGUGGCAGUUUUGGUGAACAACCUGGGGGGCCUGUCGGCCAUGGAGCUGCAUAUAGUCACCAGGGCGGCCCUCAAGUACCUCACAGCAGAGGCCAAGGUGGACGUCGCCCGGUUGUAUGUUGGCUCGUACAUGACCUCCAUCGACAUGGCAGGCGUCUCCCUCACAGUGUUUCGGGUGAGUAAUGAGUUGCUGCUCCAGCUCGACCGGCCGACCAGCGCCUUGGGCUGGGGUUCUGGGACGCUGACGUGCAUCCCGAGCCUUGACAAAUUGAAGACCCCUGUUCCGAAAGGUAUUAACUCGGCAGAUGUUGGGCCCGUGAGACCGGCGACGCUCACUCCCCAAGGCCAAUUGAUGGAGACUGCAAUCACGGCGGUGUGCGAUGCGCUGAUUGACAGUGAAGCCGAUCUGAAUGCCUGGGACUCCCAAGCCGGAGACGGCGACUGCGGGCUGACGAUGAGAAAGGGCGCGGAAGCCAUCAAGGCAGAUAUGGCCGGUUGCUACGCCCUGAACGACCCCCGUGCCACGACACAGCAGCUGGCUGCAUCGGUCAGGAGGUCCAUGGGGGGCACAUCGGGAGCGCUGUAUGACAUCUUCUUCACCGCGGCAUCGAAUGCGAUCCCCGCAGGGGAGGCCACCCUAUCCCCACAACAGUGGGCGAGAGCUCUGGGGGAUGGGGUGAGUGCGAUGCAGGCCUACGGUGGCGCAAACAAGGGUCACAGGACGAUGCUGGAUGCGCUGCUACCUGCUGUGGGGGCGAUGAAGGGGCUGAUAUCCGAGCCUGCCAUCGAAGUGCUGGGAGAGAUGGCAGAUGCUGCCAGGGCGGGGGCCGACGCGACGACGACCAUGAAGGCGUUGGCGGGCAGAUCGAGCUACGUGCCAGAAGAUGUGCUGCAGUCGGUGCCAGAUCCAGGGGCCCAGGCUGUGGCUAUUUGGCUCAAGGCCAUAUACGAUGCUGUGAAGGCCCAUGUGGAUGUGUAG
Molecule: messenger RNA, 1707 nt
Organism: Ostreobium quekettii
Lineage: Eukaryota; Viridiplantae; Chlorophyta; Ulvophyceae; Bryopsidales; Ostreobiaceae
Source: the annotation of a GenBank genome assembly